This is a messenger RNA of Nerophis lumbriciformis (worm pipefish), 2031 nucleotides long. Lineage: Eukaryota; Metazoa; Chordata; Actinopteri; Syngnathiformes; Syngnathidae. The record is from RefSeq and is a predicted model, not a curated record.
AUGGAUAGCUGCCGGAAGAAGUUAUCUUUUAAGAUCUCAAAGCCUUCAAAAGUUUUCUCCCCGCCCACAUGUCUGCAUCAAAGAGAUUUGACACUCACACCUCAGGCGGUGUCACCCAAAGCACAUUUGCCUUUCAACGACUCCCCUGGAUCAAGCCGCUUUGGUGUGCUAAGUCUGAACACCCCAAAGAGGAAAUCGGAGGCAAGUUUUGACACUGGUGGUUCUCAAGGCAAAGUAGAGCUGAGGAAGCGGACCAGGAAGAGUUUUGAAGCGUUCACAUUACAGGAAGCCAAUCAGCCAGAGUCCACACAGGGUGACGUAUCCCCUCUUCCCACUCAUUCUUUCAUCAACAAAAAGGACAGGACACCAGAGGAGGGCUCUAAGGCAAUAUACACGAUGGCAUUAUUGGCAGCCAUAGGCAGCAGUGGCUUGAAGACCACUCCUUCAAAAUUCAACGCUGACGCUGUUACAAGCCCUCAUGUGAAGACUGAAGAACACUGUCAGGCUUUGCUUUCAACUCGUUCCUCCAAGUCGCUUCGGCUGGGGAAAAAAAGUGAUGUCAUUGGAGAUCAGUGCUCAGCUUCCCAGGCUCUUGUGGUUUCAGUUGAACAAAAGGAUGAUGCAGUGCCUCAAACAAGUGGAAGGGUUGUUCUGGAAGACGUUGGAGUGAAUCCUCAUUACUCCCAAGACGUCUCUGCUUCUGCAUUUGAACCACAAGCUCAGGACAUUGAGACUUCAUGUCCUCCUCUUGAGUAUAUUCCAGAUCCCUUUUCUUAUUGGAUGGCUCUUCAGGGUGACUCCCCCAAUGGCUGGAACUUUCAGAGUUCACUAGUUAAUAAUAGCUUUGGUGAUACACCUUCUUCAUCCCCAAGAUUAAACACUGGAGACUCGAGUGCUGUAAUGAGAUCUUUCCCUGUAUCGGAAAGGACAGUUUCCCUGCAAGAGCAGCAAAAAGAAAUAAACCCUUCAGCGGUGGCCACAGUCUAUCAAGAGACCCUAAAACCCCAGGCUCUGGACUUCUCAAACCUGAUGGACACCUUUGCUUUGCCAAGACUUUCCAUCUCUACAGAAAAUACCUCCAGAGCAUUAAGGCAUUCAUACGGUGGCUCUUCUGUUCAUUCUCCCCGCUACGCAUUUCAGCAUGAUGGCACACCUAGUAUUACCAGACGGUCCGUGGGGAAUCCUCAACCCACGUGGUCAAGUUACCCCCACAGUGCUAGGGGCUUCAUAGACUCGCACUGCCAUCUUGACAUGCUUUACGGAAAACUGCGCUUUCGCGGCUCAUUCAGACACUUCCGAAGUAUUUACUGCAACAGCUUUCCAUCAGAGUUUCAAGGCUGCAUUGCGGACUUUUGCAACCCACGGCUCAUGUCCAAGGAAGCUUUGUGGAAGGGUCUACUCGAUGAGGACAUGGUCUGGGGGGCUUUUGGGUGCCACCCACAUUUUGCUCACGAGUACUGCAGCGCCAGAGAACAGAGUAUACUGAAAGCCAUGGGGCAUCCAAAAGCUGUGGCGUUUGGUGAAAUGGGUUUGGAUUACUCCCACAAAAACUCUACAUGCGUCUUUAAGCAAAAAGAGGUGUUUGAGAGGCAACUGCAGUGGGCUGUGGCUAUGAACAAGCCUGUGGUCAUCCAUUGCAGGGAUGCAGAUGACGACCUAAUGACAAUCCUAAAGAAGUGUGUCCCUAGAGAUUACAAAAUUCACAGACACUGUUUCACAAACAGCUAUGCGGUGAUCCAGCCCUUCCUGGAAGAGUUUCCCAACAUGUAUGUGGGCUUCACAGCCUUGAUAACAUAUUCAAGUGCCAUGGAGGCUAGAGACGCCGUUCGUAAAAUUCCUCUUGAUCGCAUUGUGUUGGAGACAGACGCGCCAUAUUUCCUGCCAAGACUGGUGAACAGAGACCAAUGCAGAUUUUCCCAUCCGGGACUGGGUAUCCAUACUUUGCAGGAGUUGAGUCUGCUUAAAGGUGAAGACAUGCCUACCGUGCUCUCCACCAUAAGAAACAACACCACUCAACUUUACUGCAUCUGA